GAUUUACCCAUCCGUCUGUCACUGCCAUCAAAGUUUAAAACUAUCCGCUCGUCCACUUCUUUCUGUUCUUCUAUCCUUCACUUUCUCUCCGCAAAAUCGUUUGUAUUUGCUCUGCUCUGCCUUCCUUCGCCUUCUCUUUGCCCAAACUCCUUCGUAGUUCACUGUCUACGAAGCUAAAGGUAUUUUUUGGAAGGUGUACCGGCUUCAGACGGGCAUCUACAACGCCAGCAGCAACGUGGAAUUCCGAAACAACUGAGCUGUGACUACAGCCACAUCAUGAGGCUUGGUUGACGCCAUGGAUGAGCCUAUGCAAGAUGUCUGUGCAGAUCCCAUCAAAAAUGGUGCUGAGGAAACCCAGUAUGUUUCUGUCGAGAUUGACACCCAGGCGACCGAUGGAUACGAUGACGCUUUGCUUGACAAGGACUCAUUCAAGCAAAUCUCAAACGUAGAGCCAAAAGCCCUUCCAGUGCCCAAUCCAGAACCUCGAUAUGCAGUGCCACUAGAUCAAGAUGAGCCUGUUAUGGACUUCAAAUUCGCAAAGCCGGCUCAUACAACACCCAUCUUCAGGCCCACCAGACCCAGUGCCAAUGCCACCAGAGUUCCUUCACGCAGAGGCCCAACCUCCUCGUCCGAAAUAUGUAGCGGUACCCAGGAACCUCAUCAGGUAAGUACGACAAAUGGGCCACGUACAAUUAGUGAAGCCAAGGUGUUCGUAGAAGCUACUAUGAAAAACAACGAGGCUGAACCGGCGAUGGAAUUUGAGGCAAGCCAACGCCCUGCUCUCAAGCAAAAGGACUCAAAUGCCCAACUUUCAACAAAUAUACCUACGGCACAACAGAAGCGAGGGGUUAGCUUUGCUGGAGGUUCAAUUGAUACUGAUCGGCAACCCAUUCAGUAUCUGAGACCACAGCAGACUCGACCGUUCACAUCUAUGUCUCUCCCGUUCCCAGACGUACAGUCUCAGACCAAGAAGAUAUAUAGGUCAGCAUUACGCAGAACAACCCCGCCACAACAAUGUGCACCUUCCCCAGGACAUGGAUCUCCCUUUGGUCCUAAUUUCGAGAACCGAGCACAGUCGCCGGCUGCCACCGGCGAUACUGACUAUGAGCAACUGAGUUCGCACACACCAUCCAAAUAUAUUGCCAACGAAACGUGCAGGGCUAGCAUUUGUUACACAGAUAAUGAUCGGAUUGGAAAGUUGUCUCGUGCAAAUAUGCCUUUCCCUGAGACUACGUAUUCAGCGAACCAACAUUCAGACGGCAAUAGCCAAAGAAUGCACGAAAGCAGCAGGCCAACAGUAGCUAAUAAAUUGGGACGCAAAAGAGAUCUAGAGAUCAGCAGUCCUUGUGUCAACCUACAAAGCAAAGCCCAGGUCAGCCCUGAAUUAUCUCCAGAAGGGCAUAAUCUGAAGGAAUCGGCCGAUGGUCGUGGGCUCACAACACAACAGCGAGAAGUUACAACCUACUCUGGACAGGCCAGCAAUCUAUCCAACGAACUACUCCAGGGCAUAGAGGCUCACGUGGAAAAAGAGAAACAAAAAUUAUUUGAGCAGAUGCAAGAAAAAGAUGCAAAAAUCAAUGAAGUCUCCAAAAAGAACGAGGAUUACGAGGAAACCAUCAAUGAGCUUAGAAGAACCAAUGCAUCUCUAUCUGAAAGGUUUGCAACGAUGAGAGAGAAAGCAGAUGCGCUAGAUGAUAGUCUAAACUCGCAACUUGAGGAGCACAAAUCACUUGGAGAUUUUGUGACAAAGCAUAAAUCACAAGCUGUAGAAUACAGGCACGAGGCAGAAAACAUGAGAAUGUCACUCAAUGAGGCAAAGAGCAACCUUCAGAGCCUUCAACUCUACCAGCAAAAUUCCAAAGCUAGGUUAGAAGAAACCAGAGUGCUAGCCAUAAGCCAAAUGGAAAGUUUCAAGUCGGUGAAAGAAAGUCUCGAGACGUACAAAACCAAGCUACAAGAGGAAAUGGAGAAGUCGCGACUGCUCCAAAAAGAGCUCAAGGCACAACAUCUAGAGGGAGGUCUGAAGGAUACCAUCAAAGACCUUCUUGAUAGUCACUGCUUGAGCGUCAGCGACCGGCUAGCUAUUCAAGAGAACAAACUAUCGGAGGCUAUCAGCAAUACUGACAGAGAGAAUCAAAGCAGGCUUUCUGACUGCCUAAGACUACUUGAGUCGACAACAGGAAAUCCUCCACAGGCACCAAAGGAGGUGCUGGAAUUGACGGGCCUAAUUGAAGCCCUGUCUACAAAUAUCAACGAUCGUCUCCAAAGCGCAGACGAUGGCAGUGAGACCUUGCGAAAUGCCGGAACUGAGGUUAUGGAAGCAUUAAAGGCUCGCGUUGAGGCUCUCUUUGAAAUACAGGAUUCCAGGAAAGAACUUGACGACCGGAUAUCAUCUCUGAAGAUUGAUAAUGCACGUCUAGAAUUAGUCUCUAGAGGGCUCGAAGAAAGAAUUCUAGAGCUUCAGAUUCAAUUGACCGCCAAGGAAAUCGAACUUGACAGGUGCCGAGCAGAGUCCAAUGUGAAAACUGAGUGGAAUCGGACUCAAUUGGAUGAUAGGCAAAAGGAAAUCGAUAGAUACCGGGAAAACCUAGGCACAAAGGUGGAUGAGCUACGAAAGGCCCAGGGAAAGAUAGAAUCUGGGUCUGUUGCUCAAAAUAAGCUGACAGAUCUCCAAGCAACCCAUGCAAAGGCUGUCAGUGACUUGGCAGAUGUUACAAAAAAGUUGACGGACUGCGAGGCGGCUUUGGCGGAGCAAGGAAAAGCAGCCCAAGCUAUGCAAGUGAAACACGCAGAUCUCGAAGAAAGACUGAGUUCUGCAGAACAAACAGCUAUUGAUGUCGAGCAAGAGAUUUCGCAACUCAAAGCAAGCGCAAGUGAGAGCCUCAGGAGACAAAGGGUGGAAGCAGAAACGGAUAGGAGGAAGUCCCUAGAGUCUGAAAAGAGGAGUCAUGUGCAAAAGGCUUCAAAUCUCCUCCGUUUACGAGUAGAAGCCGAAGCAAUUGCAGAAGGGCUAAAAACAGAGUCUAAAAAACUUGAAGGAGACGUGGCAAAGAAGGAUCAAUUGAUACGAACCCUCGAAACGGAGAAGGCCACCCUUGAGGGUAAACACAAAGAACAGGCAGAGAGAUUGGCCCAAUUAGACCAGUGGUCUAAAUCUCAAGCUAACGAAUGCCACUCAUUGACCGAUGCUGUGAAGUCAACCGCCUUUGAUAUAGCCCAACUUGAAAUAAAGCUUAAACAGAGUGUAGAAAAAGCAGCUGCGGAUUCUCGAAUCGUGAACAAUAUCACUGAUACCGUUGAGGCUAUCAAGCGCGAAUAUCUCGUAGUUACGAGCCGCUUGGAGUCAUACGAGGGAAUUGAAGCCAAGGUCCAGGACUACUGCCGGAAAGCUGGCAUACUCUUCGAAGCCAACGCAGCACUAGAUGCAAUUUUAGAGAUUCUUGCUGGAUCUGAGAGUCGAGCCUCAGGCGUCGCCAGGACCCCAUCGCAAAACAGUGGCCUCAGUAGCGGGACUAAAUCAUGGGCCUCUAAUGGCCAGGCUACCUCUUUUACUCCUAAAGUUGUGCGUCUUCAAGUCCCGGAUUCACCUGAAAUACCGGACUCUCAGACGCCUUCUGCACCAAAUUCAAGCCCGUUGCCGAGACAGGGAGUUAGAAGCAACAUUUCGCAACUCAAUCAUGUCCUUACCAACACAACCAUUCCCAUCAAGGGCCAUUUUGGGGAGAUUAUCAAAAAGUUUAACACCCAAGUGGCUGGAUACCGCGAAUCAAGAACUAUAAUGGAUCCAAAAGAUGACCGUCGCGACUAUCCGUUACACGCGCCCGAGAUCGAAGACAGCCAAGAUAAAGGCGGCGGAUUCACUCGCAGCCCCAGCUACAGCCCACUAAGUGAGACGAACUCUAGCGAAUUUGAUCAACCUGACGACUACUAUAUGCUGGCUUCCGAUCGCACAGAAAAUAAAAAGGGGCGGAUGGAAGAGACGACCAGAGGACAACGUCCAACAGGAGCUUCCAAAAAGGCUGAUGUUAAACCACCUAAAGCAGAAGAAUAUAAGCCAUCGUCCAAAGUGCAGGUCACAAUUGGCCCAAUGAAAAGCUGCCUAAAGCAAACCUCGCCCAUAAAACAUUCGGUGGAUGAUUUGUCACUGUUGCCGAACGAUACAGUUAAGACGCCACUGUCGGAUUCAACGUCAAUAAAACCACGGCCAAGCCGACAAAUCUCAAAGGCUCGAUCGGCAUCAAUUUCCAAAGUCCAAGACCCAACCAAGAAAUUUCCUUCUGAUAGCAAUCUUAUCCGUGGUGGAAGUACUCCGAGGUCCGAUUCUAACCCUUCUUCAAUAAUCUCUACGCGACCCAAGGGCAUUAGUUCCGAAUAUAACCUCCGAAAACGUCACAGGAGUUCGGCCUCAAGUGUUAUGGGAUCUGAACCUCCUACCAAGCAAACAAGAUUGUCGCUCCCUGCUGGCCAAGCGUUUCGGCGUGUCUCGCCCUUCGUCUCAGAGGCGAGCAAAAGGCGAGAGAGCGCGGGGCCAUCUCUUGGGUCCCUAUAGUGAUGGAUUGUUGGAAUUUCUCGCAAGGUCGAAAACAUAUUUCUUAUUAUAUAUUUAGCAGGCCCGCCUACGAAGCCUGGGGGGUUGAAGCUUUAUUUGCUGGAGAAGGCGGUGUCGAGCUUGUGGAGGGGAGGAUCCGAUUGCAGAUGAUGCACCCUAUGUUCUUUAUAUUGACGUUGCUGAAAGAGGACAUUCCUGUUGCUAUAUCAUAUUGGUGAUUGAUAUACUUAUGAGCUUGUAAGAUCGAUUUCAAUCGAUUUUGAGGGGCAGAGAAGGAACGGGAUAUUUGUUAACAUAGCUAUUGCUGUCACUUAUUCAUGUCAAGGGGGUAUCAGUCGCCCAAAAAGAAGGGGGCAUAUGAAUCGCUGGGAAGCUAUAGCACCACAUUGCACAAAUAACGAGACAAAUAUGGCUGG
This is a messenger RNA of Pseudogymnoascus verrucosus, 4965 nucleotides long. RefSeq lists its product as uncharacterized. Lineage: Eukaryota; Fungi; Ascomycota; Leotiomycetes; Thelebolales; Thelebolaceae. The transcript is spliced from 5 exons. The record is from RefSeq and is a predicted model, not a curated record. Bases 296 to 4549 code for a protein of 1417 amino acids.